ACUUUAUUGUAUUCAAAAUAAGCAACGCUAUUUGAUUGUUUCUGUUGUAUUCAAAUAUAUAAGUGUGUGUAUAUAUGUAUUUGCUUUUUUUCCGGCUCUGUACCGUACUCUCCAUACCCCCCACGUCGACGUCAUUCGGUUGGAAAAAAAAAAAGAAAAUGACAAGCCUCGCAAAUGUAAACGCAACAUUAUCAUGACAUUGUAUUCUCGUAACUGAAAAGCCCCGGCGUUUUCCCAGUUUUUUUUUUGGCUGGAGCUUGGCUCACCUUACAUUCUGGAACCCUUCAUUUUAUUCAAAGACUGCCGUUACGCUUGCUGCAAAGAGCGGUGUCCUGGUGUUGACCACUGAGCCAUGGAUACCACCACUUCCCUGAAGAUGACCUCCGUGGCUGUCCAAAGUCUGUUCAGCUACGUGGAGGAGGAGAACCUGGCUGCCAUCAAAGCACACUUGGAUAAGUUCAAAGACGUCGACAGCAGGAGUGAUAAUGGACAGACUCCCCUUAUGGUGGCAGCUGAGCAGGGCAAUCUGGAGAUUGUGCAGGAACUCAUCAGGAGAGGAGCCAAUGUUAACUGCGAUGAUGUUGACUGCUGGACAGCGCUGAUGUCAGCGUCCAAGGAAGGCCACAUCCAGGUUGUGCGAGAAUUGCUGGACAACGAUGCUAACGCGGAACACAGAGACAUGGGAGGAUGGACUGCUCUCAUGUGGGCCGCCUAUAAAGGUCGUACAGAUGUGGCACAACUGCUCCUGAGUAAAGGAGCGAACCCAAACAUCACUGGUCAGUAUAGCGUCUACCCCAUAAUUUGGGCGGCGGGUCGAGGCCAUGCUGAGAUCGUCCAUCUGCUGCUGCAGCAUGGAGCUAAAGUCAACUGCUCGGACAAGUACGGCACCACCCCACUGAUCUGGGCUGCCAGGAAGGGUCACUACGACAGUGUGAUGCACCUUCUGGCCAACGGAGCUGAUGUGGAUCAGGAAGGAGCCAACUCCAUGACAGCUUUGAUCGUGGCAGUUAAAGGUGGCUACACUGAAGUGGUCAAGGAGCUGCUGAAGAGGAACCCGAAUGUCAACAUGACCGACAAGGAUGGAAACACAGCCCUGGCCAUCGCUGCCAAGGAGGGACACACCGAAAUUGUACAGGAUUUGCUGGAUGCUGGCACUUAUGUUAACAUACCAGACAGGAGUGGAGAGACCAUGCUGAUUGGAGCAGUGAGAGGAGGCCAUGUGGAAAUAGUACGAGCUCUGCUGAACAAAUACGCUGAUAUUGAUGUCAGGGGCCAGGAUGGAAAAACUGCUCUCUACUGGGCAGUGGAGAAAGGUAAUGCCACCAUGGUGAGAGACAUACUGCAGUGUAACCCGGACACGGAGAGCUGCACCAAGGAGGGAGAAACCCCACUUAUCAAAGCCACAAAAAUGAGGAACAUAGAGAUCGUCGAGCUGCUGCUGGAUAAAGGAGCAAAGGUGUCCGCUGUAGAAAAGAAAGGUGACACACCCCUCCACAUCGCCAUCAGAGGGAGGAGCCGAAAGCUGGCCGAGUUGCUGCUCCGGAACCCUAAAGAUGGCCGCCUCCUUUACCGCCCAAACAAGGCUGGAGAGACACCAUACAACAUUGAUUGCACCCACCAGAAAAGCAUCCUCACUCAAAUAUUUGGCGCCAAACACCUCUCCCCAACUGAAUCAGACGGGGACAUGUUGGGUUAUGACCUGUACAGCAGUGCUCUUGCAGACAUUCUCAGCGAGCCAACCAUGCAACCACCCAUCUGUGUUGGUCUGUACGCACAAUGGGGUAGUGGGAAAUCUUUUCUUCUGAAGAAACUCGAGGAUGAAAUGAAGACGUUUGCAGGGCAGCAGAUCGAGCCGUUGUUCCAAUUCUCCUGGCUGGUGGUCUUCCUCACCCUCCUGCUGUGUGGCUCAGUUGCUGUGAUACUGGGCUUUACCGUUGAUCACAAGCUGGCUAUCGCCGUUUCCCUCAGCCUGCUUGCUUUGAUUUACAUCUUCUUUGUUUUGGUGUACUUUGGAAGCCGACGUGAGAGAGAGAGCUGGAACUGGGCCUGGGUCAUCAGCACCCGGCUUGCCCGACAAAUUGGCUACUUGGAGCUUCUCCUCAAACUGAUGUUUGUCAAUCCACCCGAACUGCCUGAACAAACAACCCGUGCACUGCCUGUCAGGUUCCUGUUUACGGAUUACAAUCGCCUGUCCAGUGUCGGAGGGGAGACGUCCAUGGCCGAGAUGAUUGCCACGCUCUCAGAUGCAUGUGAAAGGGAGUUUGGUUUCAUGGCCACUAGGCUGUUUAGGGUUUUCAAGAAUGAUGAAAUCCAAGGUAAAAAGUGGAAAAAGACAUGCUGCGUGCCAUCCUUUGUACUGUUUGCCUUGACACUGUGCUGCCUCAUCGCCGGCUUAGCAUUGCUAGCAAUAUUUAAGGUGGACCCUGAGAACCUGACAGUGAAUGCAGUGCUGAUUGCAAUGGCCAGUGUGGUUGGCCUGGCCUUGCUAUUCAAUUGUAAAACCUGGUGGCAGGUGGGCGACUCAGUCCUCAACUCCCAGAGGAAACGCCUGCACAGAGCUGCCAACAAUCUGCACCAGCUUAAGAGUGAAGGCUUUAUGAAGGUUCUGAAGCACGAGGUAGAACUAAUGUCGAAGAUGGCCAAGACAAUCGAUGGCUUUACUCAGAACCAGACACGAAUGGCCGUCAUCAUAGACGGGCUGGAUGCCUGUGAACAGGACAAAGUGCUGCAAAUGUUGGACACGGUGCGAGUUCUCUUCUCUAAAGGGCCCUUCAUCUCCAUCUUUGCCAGCGACCCUCAUAUCAUCAUUAAAGCCAUCAACCAAAACCUCAACAGCGUGCUGAGAGACUCCAACAUCAACGGCCACGACUACAUGAGGAACAUUGUCCACCUGCCAGUGUUCCUCAACAGCAGAGGUCUCAGCACUGCCAGGAAGCUCUGCAUGGCAGCACCCACUAAUGGCGACAGUUUAGCUGCAGAAGGUAUAGCAAAAUGCAUCUCAGGAGUUUUGGUGAAAAGGAAUAUUUUACUCAUUCGAUUGUCCUUUACCCCAGGAUGGACUGAAGAUGUUGACAAGAAGAUGUCUCAGAGUAGCCUGGUUCCAGACCAGGCAAAAUUUGGCAGCAAGACCGCCCUUAACCGCAGGGACACAUACCGGCGGCGCCAGAUGCAGAGGACCAUCACCAGGCAGAUGUCCUUCGAUUUGACAAAGCUGCUGGUGACUGAGGACUGGUUCAGCGACAUCAGCCCUCAGACCAUGAGGAGGCUGCUCAAUAUUGUUUCUAUCACUGGUCGACUGUUGCGUGCCAAUCAGAUAAUCUUCAAUUGGGAUCGUCUGGCGUCGUGGAUCAAUCUGACUGAGGAGUGGCCCUACAGGACGUCAUGGAUCAUCCUCUUCUUAGAAGAAAGUGAUGGCGUGUCUGAUCAGGUCUCUCUCAAGACAAUCUAUGAGAGGCUGUCCAAGAGUAUUCCCACCACCAAGGAUGUGGAGCCAUUGCUGGAGAUCGACGGCGACAUCCGCAGCUUUGAGGUGUUCCUCUCUUCCCGAACACCUGUCCUCACUGCAAGAGAUGUGGAGAUGUUCCUUCCCUGCACUGUAAACCUGGACCCCAAACUCCGAGAAAUUAUAGCAGAUGUGCGUGCAGCCAGGGAGCAGAUGCAUGUGGGAGGGGUUACGUAUCCCACAAUGCCUUUGCAGGAGGCGGUGGUGCCCCGUCCACAGCCGGGAUAUGGCCAGCACACUGCCACGUGCUCGCCGUCGGGCUCUUUCGCCGGCUCCUUGCUGCCUCAGCCUCACAGUGCCUACUUCAGUGGCAUGACUGGUCCUCAGCACCCCUUCUACAACCGGCCUUAUUUCCCCCAACAUGUGUAUCACCUGCCAAGGCAUUACCCCCAUCAUGCCCCCUCAACCAUGCACCCUUCCAUUAAGCAUCCUCUUCACACCAAGGACAUCACUGGUGGACUUCUUUUAAGGUCACUGCCUUACAAAUCAAAGCAGGCCUCCCCAGCUGUCCUGCUCAGCUCAAUGAGCACAGAUGCAGUGUGCGAGUUCCUCAAACAGAUCGAUGGAAUCGACGCCAGCAUGCUGCGUCAGUACACUGCCACCGUUAAGAAGGCUAAUAUAAACGGACGCGUCCUGGCACAGUGCAACCUGGAUGAGCUGAAGAAAGAGAUGGAUAUGAACUUUGGUGACUGGCAGCUCUUCAGGGGAAUGGUGAUGGAACAACGGCAUGCCGAAAGCCAAGCUCUGCUUGAGGAGGAGUCGCGAGCUCCAAGUGAGCAGGGCAACAGCGUGUACAGCGCAGAGCCUGGCAGGCGCUUGUCGGGGGCCCAGCGGGAGGGAGGGACCUUCAGCCUCAGUCUGAGCUUCGAGGAGCUCAGUGGAGCAGGACUAGAAGAGCCCCCGAGACACGGCAGCAGCUCGCAGUGGCCGGUGGCGAAUCUCCGCACCACAAGCAUGUCCAGCCUCAACUCGCAAGAAUCGUCCAAUAACAUCUGCAGGUUGACGGACAGGCAGCAGGCAGAGUACCGCGACGCCUACCAGGAGUACAUUGCUCAGAUGGCCCAGCUGGACGUGUCGGGCGGCGCGAAGGAGAGGCCUGUGCAGCCCCAGCCGUUGACCUUCCUCCAGGCAGCCGGCUCGGACGACAAAGGGGCUAAGGAAGGAGCGGACCAAGAUGGCCGCAAGUCCUUCGUCAAGAGAGUCUCCAAGGCGUCUGACACCACAGACGUUCCCCCGGGGUCUGAUGCCCAACUCCUCGAUCCCAUCAGCGAGGAGGAUGAAAAGCUGGACCACAGCACGAGCUCCAGAAACAACACGGCCGAGUCGCGCGUCCGCAAGCUGUCCAGCGACGAUGACUCAAGCCCGGAGGAGGCCGACAACACCACGCCGCUCCUCCAAAAAGAAGCGAAAGCCAAGUCCUCACAUUUCCUCACCAAAGGUAUUUUGGAUCCCAAGGAGUCCACCGAGAGCUGCCCGGAGGAGGCAGCAGGAGAACCUGGUUUGGCGAAGGCAGCGGCAUGGUCAGGUGUUAUGGAGCUGGAGCUGGAGGGUGUGGUGAAGAAGCGAGGUUUCCUCCCCAGCAGCCUGAGCUGCCUGCAGGAUGCCACGGUGGCCCGUAUGUCCAUCUGCUCCGAGGCGGCCUCUGAGGCCAGCCUGAUGGCGAGCAGCCCGGACGAAGGGUGGCCUCCCGGCGGGAUCAGCAACCUCAACCGCAGCGAGAGCAACACCACGCUCAACAACAACACCAGCGACGCCAACUCCAACACCAACAACAGCAGCCGCCAACAACAACAGUUCGCCACCUCCCCCACCAGCGUCUCGCCUGCUGUCAUCAUCUCACCGGGCAGCGGCAACGCCACCGUCACCACCGCCACCGUCCACCACAACCAGAACCUGCGCUCCAUCAACCUGGGAGAUGAAAGGGAGAGCGCCCUUUGAGAUUGUUUCUUAUCCUAAUUCAGUAAUCAGUGUUGUCUCGUAAGGCUCGGAAUAGCGUUUUUUCUUUGAGGAGCAGUUUUGCUCCUCAAAUUUGAAUUCACUUGAGGAGCAACUUUCUAAUUUUGAGGAGUAGGUCAAAGGGUUAUAUGAAACCACAAAAAUGUCACAAUAUAAAAAUAGAAACAGUUGGUGUCAGUUUAUAAUCAAGAAGUUUUUAUUUCCUUCACAUACAUUGUCAAGAGCAGUAAACUAUAUUUUCAUGCCCGGAAACAUUUCCACUGGGGCAAUUUCAAAGACAAAUAUGAA
Hippocampus comes (tiger tail seahorse) is the source of this 5746-nucleotide messenger RNA. It is a transcript of the gene kidins220a, whose product is annotated as kinase D-interacting substrate 220a. Lineage: Eukaryota; Metazoa; Chordata; Actinopteri; Syngnathiformes; Syngnathidae. The record is from RefSeq and is a predicted model, not a curated record. The transcript is spliced from 32 exons. Gene Ontology annotation, molecular function: PDZ domain binding; protein kinase regulator activity. Bases 353 to 5440 code for a protein of 1695 amino acids.